Molecule: messenger RNA, 1457 nt
Organism: Periophthalmus magnuspinnatus
Lineage: Eukaryota; Metazoa; Chordata; Actinopteri; Gobiiformes; Gobiidae
Gene: mat2ab
Product: methionine adenosyltransferase II, alpha b
Biological process (GO): S-adenosylmethionine biosynthetic process
Cellular component (GO): methionine adenosyltransferase complex; cytosol
Molecular function (GO): ATP binding; methionine adenosyltransferase activity
Source: RefSeq, a predicted model, not a curated record
GAGAUUCAGCACUCAGGAUCACAGUAAGCAAAGACGUCUGGCCCGAACUCUGGCCACAGCGCGAUCAUUACAAUCCUGCAUUUGAAUAGCACACGUUUAGUGUCCCAACAACACCACAACCAUGAUGAACGGACAGAUGAACGGCUUCCACAACGCGCUCAUCGACGAGGACUGCUUCUUAUUCACCUCGGAGUCCGUGGGAGAAGGGCACCCCGACAAGAUUUGUGACCAGAUCAGUGACGCUGUUCUGGAUGCUCACCUCAAGCAGGAUCCUGAUGCCAAAGUAGCCUGUGAGACUGUUGCCAAGACAGGAAUGAUCCUGCUGGCGGGGGAGGUGACUUCUCGUGCCGUGGUGGACUACCAGAAAAUAGUCCGUGACACCAUUCGCCAAAUUGGAUAUGAUGACUCUUCCAAAGGUUUUGACUAUAAGACCUGCAAUGUUUUGGUGGCCUUGGAGCAGCAGUCGCCCGAUAUCGCUCAAGGAGUCCAUGUCGACCGCAAUGAAGAGGACAUUGGAGCAGGGGACCAGGGCUUGAUGUUUGGCUAUGCCACUGAUGAGACCGAGGAGUGCAUGCCUCUCACUAUUGUGCUUGCACACAAACUCAACUCCAAAAUGUCUGAGCUGCGAUGCAAUGGCACUUUGCCCUGGCUCCGACCAGACUCCAAGACCCAGGUAACUGUGCAGUACCGGCAGGAUCGCGGGGCCAUGCUGCCUGUGCGUGUCCACACCAUCGUGAUAUCUGUCCAACAUGAUGAGGACAUCUGCCUGGAGGAGAUGAGGGACUCCCUUAAGGAGAAGGUCAUCAAAGCUGUGGUCCCCUGCAUCUACCUGGACGAUGACACAAUCUACCAUCUGCAGCCCAGUGGACGCUUUGUCAUUGGCGGCCCACAGGGCGACGCAGGGCUGACUGGCCGAAAGAUCAUUGUGGACACCUAUGGAGGCUGGGGUGCUCACGGUGGUGGAGCCUUCUCUGGUAAGGACUACACAAAGGUGGACCGCUCGGCCGCAUAUGCCGCCCGCUGGGUGGCCAAGUCGCUGGUGAAAGCUAAUCUGUGCCGGAGAGUCCUGGUCCAGGUGUCCUAUGCCAUUGGAGUAGCCCAUCCUCUGUCAAUUUCUAUCUUCCACUACGGUACAUCCAACAAGAGUGAGCGUGAGCUGCUCGACAUUGUGAAGAGGAACUUUGAUCUGCGCCCUGGAGUCAUUGUCAGGGAUCUGGAUCUGAAGAUGCCCAUAUAUCAGGGGACGGCAGCCUACGGCCACUUUGGCCGAGAUUGUUUCCCAUGGGAGGUGCCCAAAAAGCUCAAAUACUAAACGUGUUAAGCUUUUCCCCCCAGGCUUGUUGGUGUUUACUACAGAGAAGCCUCAAGUCUCCCGGGGAGAAAUGCCCUUUGCAUCAUGCCCUCACUGAAUCCCUCCUCACUUCUCACUGUCCUGUUGCUGAUGGCACAUUUGUGGG